Molecule: messenger RNA, 1215 nt
Organism: Anopheles stephensi (Asian malaria mosquito)
Lineage: Eukaryota; Metazoa; Arthropoda; Insecta; Diptera; Culicidae
Product: aprataxin-like
Exons: 3
Coding region: 449-1036 (195 amino acids)
Biological process (GO): single strand break repair; double-strand break repair
Cellular component (GO): nucleus
Molecular function (GO): double-stranded RNA binding; single-stranded DNA binding; mismatched DNA binding
Source: RefSeq, a predicted model, not a curated record
CUGUCACAUGUUCAAAUCCAUUGAUCUCCGAAUCUGCGAAUGUUGAGAACCGCGGGAUAAGGACUGCGCGCUCUAUGGCUACUCGAUUGGUUUACAGUUUAACGACAAUGUAAGGAUUGCCGGUUGCUGUUCAUCAGAGCAAGCGCUAAUGUAAACAACUGAUGCUCGACGUCCAUUAUCGGUUUCUCUUGCUUAACGGAUGAUUCAUAAACAUAACGUGAUCGAAACGGCCUGUAAAUUCAAAACCUCGCAAGAUUCGUUUGACUGUCCGCGUCACCAAAAUAGCUGACACGGCAGGAAGGGUGAUGCUGAAGCUACAAUUACAUCCCAGCAAGCUUGCGGUGGCGCGAAUUCAACCUCGCAGCAAUGACGGCCACUCAGUAUGCGUUGACUAGUGCAAGCGUAUGGAAGCCAUCUCGGGGACGGACGGACAAUCGCUUCCUGCAACAUGACGCACGCCGAAGCCGACGAGGAUUUUGCACGGAUGGUACGCGAACACUGGUCCUACCAGCUGGUGCGCGAACUAGCGGACAAACGGUUGCAUUUGAACAGUACCGCACAAUCAAUCGCAAUUCGGGAUUUACAUCCCAAAGCUCGCCACCAUUUUCUAGUGCUGCCGAGAAAAGCUAUAGACACAUUGCAUGAGCUCACCAUCGAAGAUGUGGAACUCUUAGAGGAUAUGUAUCAGCUGGGUGUACGCGUAAUUCGAGCCAUGGGUCUCAGUGUGGAACAGUUCAACUUUGGGUACCAUCUCAAGCCACACAUGAAAAGGUUACAUUUGCAUGUAAUUUCGAAUGAUUUCGAUUCGCCCAGCCUGAAGCGGCGCCACCAUUGGACCAUUUUCAAUUCGGAAAUAUUCCGCACGCAUGAGGCGGUGCUGCUAGAACUGAAGCAGCAUGGCUACAUUCAGGAACGACCGGACGCAUACAUUCGAGCAUUACGCGAAGGUCCGCUAAGGUGCAAUGUGUGCACCUUUAAGGCGGAGCAUCUGCACGUAAUGAAAAAUCACAUCACCAUGCACCUGAACCAUGGUUAGAGGGGGGAGGGGGGCUUCUGAUCUCAGAAACUCUAGCAGUAGCAUCCCGAGUGAUCCGAUGCAAUCUAAACAGGUUGACAAAAGGCAACAGUUUUGAAUUUCGAUUUAAAAUAAACUAUUAUAAGCUGUUUCUAUUAAAUAAAAUAAAAUAAACUAUUAUAAGAUCCCAUACAGAAGAA